Molecule: messenger RNA, 1076 nt
Organism: Chionomys nivalis (European snow vole)
Lineage: Eukaryota; Metazoa; Chordata; Mammalia; Rodentia; Cricetidae
Product: nuclear migration protein nudC-like
Exons: 1
Coding region: 1-999 (332 amino acids)
Biological process (GO): protein folding
Cellular component (GO): cytoplasm
Source: RefSeq, a predicted model, not a curated record
AUGGGCGGGGAACAGGAGGAAGAGCGCUUCGAUGGCAUGCUGCUGGCCAUGGCGCAGCAAUACGAGGGCGACAUGCAGGAGCUUGUGAACACCUUCUUCAGCUUUCUUCAAUGCAAAACAGACUUUUUCAUUGGAGGAGAUGACGGGAUGGCAGAGAAGCUCAUCAUACAGACAUUUAACCAACACAAACAGCUGACACAGAAGGCCCAGAGAGAGAAGCGACCUUGGCAGGAGACUGAGCGUCAGGAGAAGGCAGAGCGGGCAGCCAGGCUGGCCAAGGAGGCUAAGAUCGAGACCCUGGGGCAGCAGAUCAAGGAGCUGACUAAUAAGGAAGCAGAGAGACUGCAGCUGGAGAUCGACCAGAAAAAGGAUGCCCAGAAUCAUGAGGUCCAGUUCAAGAAUGGCAGCCUUGACUCACCAGGGAAGCAGGAUGCUGAUGAGGAGGACCAGGAGGAAGAUGAGAAGGACAAAGGGAAGCUGAAGGCCAACCUAGGCAAUGGAGCUGACCUGCCCAACCACCGCUGGACCCAGACCCUGUCGGAACUAGAUCUGGCAGUGCCCUUCUGGAUCAGCUUCUGGCUGAAGGGGAAGGACGUGGUGGUGGACAUUCAGCGGAGACACCUCCGGGUGGGUCUCAAAAGACACCCACCGAUGAUUGAUGGGGAACUGUACAAUGAGGUAAAGGUGGAGGAGAACUCAUGGCUCAUUGAGGAUGCUAAAGUGGUAACGGUGCACCUGGAGAAGAUCAAUAAGAUGGAAUGGUGGAACCGCUUGGUUACCAGUGACCCCGAAAUCAAUACCAAGAAGAUUAACCCUGAGAACUCCAAGCUGUCGGACCUGGACGGUGAGACUCGCAGCAUGGUGGAGAAAAUGACGUAUGACCAAAGACAGAAGUCCAUGGGCUUGCCCACCUCCGAUGAGCAGAAGAAACAGGAAAUCCUGAAGAAGUUCAUGGAUCAGCACCCAGAGAUGGAUUUCUCCAAAGCCAAAUUCAACUAGCUCCCGUGUUUGCCUUCCUGAACUCUUAAGACUGAGCUCCUAAACUUCCUUUCCCACCAUUUCCUGGGACCUGGGAA